GACAGCGCAGAGCUAACAUUACGGUGCUGUUGGCCCGCUGCGAGCAACCGCUUUUAAUAAACAAGAACGCGGCGGCGCUUGUGAACGUAGCUUGGAUGGUCGCGGGAAACUGGCAUAUGUUUGCGAAAACUCUGUGCAAAAUAAUUCUGAAAUUAAGCUCUUCGGAGUAACAACAGCAGGUUAUGGAAGAGUUUGUGGUUCGGGGACAGAAUAAACGCUCCCCAGCUAAUGAUGCAAGAAGUCCUCGGAAGAAGCUCAAACUGGAGAGCGAUGAGAGCAUGAAGCAGGAGGAAGAGGAAGAGGAAGAGGAGGACGACGAGUUCUCUCAUCCUGUUCCCUGGCAGAAAAUAGAGGCCGAAGGACUGGACUGCGAUUACGCUCUGCUGUUCUCCAAAGAGGAGGCAGACCAUCUUCUUAAACAGCUGGAGGAGGAGGUGGUGUACUCAACAGGGGAAGAAGCAAAAGUUCAGAUAUUUGGAAAAGUGUACGAUAUACCGAGAAAGCAGGCGACGUACGGAGAUGCAGGUCUGACCUACACUUAUUCUGGGGUGGCGCGUUUGGCCUGCCCGUGGACUCCCACCUUGGAAUAUAUCCGGGAUGCUGUCACAAAAGCGACCGGACAAACAUUUAACUUUGUCCUGGUCAACAGGUACAAAGAUGGACGGGAUCACAUGGGGGAGCAUCGUGACGACGAGAAGGAGCUGGACCCCCUCUGUCCCAUCGCCUCCGUCUCGCUGGGAGCGCCACGAGACUUUGUCUUCCGGCACAGAGACGCUCGGGGUAAACGGACCCGCCGGCAGAUCGAACCCGUGAAGCUGGAGCUCGCCCACGGGAGCCUGCUCCUCAUGAACUCGCCAACGAACACCUUCUGGUACCACGGCCUCCCCGUCCGCAAGAAGAUAUCCCUGCCUCGCGUCAACCUCACCUUCAGACGCAUCCUGCUGGACCGAAAGAAACGACCGAGUGUGGAUUCUCAACAAGGAACGUCUGACUUGGGAAAAAUAUCACAAAUGCAAAAAGCAGCAGAAGCAGAGUGACAAAAUGGCCGUCGACUGGGACUCUGAGCACGUUUUAUAGUCUCACUGAUCUCAAGUUCAAACCACAACUUCAGCUACUUUCUGCAACUUUUACCAGGUUAAGUUUUAUAAAGCUGGCUGGCAAAGUUUCUGAAGAAAAAGGAUCAAUAAAAUCAACACUGAACAAUUCAGUGGAGCUAAAGAUGCUCCAACACCAUUUGUUCCUUCCCGAUACCUGAACUUUAUGUAUCGGCCGAUAGGGAGUACCAAUGAGCCUGUCGGAGUCAGGGUAGGGUGGGUCAUGACUUUGCUAUCCUUG
Messenger RNA from Morone saxatilis (striped sea-bass), 1335 nucleotides. RefSeq names its product alkB homolog 2, alpha-ketoglutarate dependent dioxygenase (gene alkbh2). Gene Ontology annotation, biological process: DNA repair. The coding region runs from base 183 to 1037 and encodes 284 amino acids. The transcript is spliced from 4 exons. The record is from RefSeq and is a predicted model, not a curated record. NCBI's taxonomy places the organism in Eukaryota, Metazoa, Chordata, Actinopteri, Moronidae.